AUGGGCAUGUGGUCCCUGUGGAGCCUGCUUCUCUGGGAAGCACUGCUUCCCCCCAGAGCCUCCAGCGCCCAAGUGCACGGCCAGGUCGGGGGCUCUGUGUUGCUGGCGGCAGAGCGCCCUGCCGGCUUCCAAGUCCGAGAGGCCAUCUGGAGAUCUCUCUGGCCUUCGGAGGAGCUCCUGGCCACGUUUUUCCGGGGCUCCACAGAGACUCUGUACCGCUCCCGCUUCCUGGGCCGAGCCCAGCUCCACAGCAACCUCAGCCUGGAGCUCCAGCCUCUGGAGUCUGGAGACAGCGGCAACUUCUCUGUGCUGCUGGUGGACACGGGCGGUCGGGCCCGGACCCAGCUCCUGCAGCUCAAGGUGUACGAUGCAGUGCCCAGACCCGUGGUACAAGUAUUCAUCGCUGUAUCAGGGGACGCUCAGCCACCCAAGACCUGCCAGGUGUUCCUGUCCUGUCGGGCCCCCAACAUCAGUGACAUAACCUAUAGCUGGCGACGGGAGGGGACCAUUGACUUUGGUAUUGAACCAAGCGGCCUGUUCACGGAUGGACAGGUGCUGAGGGUUUCACUGGGACCAGGAGAGAAGAGUGUGGCGUAUUCCUGCAUUGUCUCUAACCCCGUCAGCUGGGACUUGGCCACCGUCACCCCUUGGGAGAGCUGCCAUCGCAAGGCAGCCCCAGGAAAGUCCUCCUACAAAGAUGUGCUGCUGGUGGUGGUCCCCAUCUCCCUGCUCCUGACCCUGGCUGCUCUCCUCUCUGCCUGGCACUACUACUGCUCAGGGAAAAAGCAGAAGGACAUCUGUAUUGACAGAGUGGCUCCAGAGACAGAGAACCCCCUUGUGUAG
Molecule: messenger RNA, 843 nt
Organism: Neomonachus schauinslandi (Hawaiian monk seal)
Lineage: Eukaryota; Metazoa; Chordata; Mammalia; Carnivora; Phocidae
Gene: SLAMF8
Product: SLAM family member 8
Exons: 5
Coding region: 1-843 (280 amino acids)
Biological process (GO): regulation of B cell differentiation; leukocyte chemotaxis involved in inflammatory response
Molecular function (GO): signaling receptor activity
Source: RefSeq, a predicted model, not a curated record